AUGUCUUCUCCACUAAGAAUCGCCAUUGUCGGUGGUGGUCCCGGUGGACUAACCGUUGGCCUCCUGCUACAUCGGCAUGGAAUCAAAUCCACUAUAUUUGAGCUCCGUCAAAAGCCCACCGACGAAGAACUGGCCAAGCCUUCCGGCAUGCUUGACCUUCACGAGGAAUCCGGCCUUGCUGCCAUCAGGGAGUGUGAGCUAUACGAUCAAUUCCUCCAGCUCACGGGCGAGUGUUCAGAGGCACAAAAGGUCUCCGAUAAAGAUGGCAACAUUAUACACGAGGACAAAGGAGAGCUCAGUGAACGGCCGGAAAUCUCCCGCCACUCUCUCACGAAGCUUUUGAGUUCGCAUGUACCAGCCGAAAACAUCAAAUAUGGCUGCAAGCUCUUCUCAGCCACAAGCGUAACUGUGCUUAAUGGCACUGAGACAGAACUAGACUUUGGUCCCAACGGCAAAAAGCGGUUCGAUUUAGUAAUCGGUGCCGACGGAGCAUGGUCCCAGGUUCGCAACAUGCUAUCAGACAUCAAACCUCAGUACGCUGGAACACAGAACAUUUCCCUCACUAUUCGGCACAUUACGGCUAAAUACCCACAUCUGGCAGACUUUGUUGGACGAGGUAGCUUCUCCGCGCUUGGCUCCCGACACGGCGUCAUGUCUCAGCGCGGGCCGCAAGACUCAGCUCGCAUCUAUAUCUUCCUGACAACACCGGAUGAACACUUCUCCACAUCAGUAGGACUGAAGGGUCGCCCUGCUUCAGCUGCAAAGGAGCCUCUUCUGAACAAUGACGAAUUGCUCGGAUGUUUUGGUACUAAGAUCAAGGAGCUGGUUACGGUUGCAUGCGACGAAGAAACAAAGGACAACCCAGGCGCCGCACUGGAUAUCAGGCCACUGUAUACGUUGCCAAUUGGUGUUUCAUGGAAUCACAAACCAAAUGCAACACUCAUCGGAGAUGCUGCACACUUGAUGUGUCCCUGGGCUGGUGAAGGGGUCAACCUCGCAAUGUGGGACUCGCUCUUGCUAGCCCAUGCCAUCAUUAAAGCUGACAAUAUAUCCAAGGAUGGAAACGCCUCAUUCCAAUCCGUGCUGGGACCAUUGAUGAAGGAAUUCGAGGAUGAGAUGUUUGUGCGCACAAAAGAGAAAGCGGAGGAGACUUAUAGCAACGGCCAGAUGUUGUUUGGAGAGGACGGUGCGGCGGCUUUCAGAGACUUUUUCCAAGCAGCAUAUGCUCAGAUGAAGGGAGAGGAAAGCUAG
Penicillium atrosanguineum is the source of this 1251-nucleotide messenger RNA. Its product is annotated as FAD-dependent oxidoreductase. The coding region runs from base 1 to 1251 and encodes 416 amino acids. The transcript has a single exon. Gene Ontology annotation, molecular function: FAD binding. NCBI's taxonomy places the organism in Eukaryota, Fungi, Ascomycota, Eurotiomycetes, Eurotiales, Aspergillaceae. The record is from RefSeq and is a predicted model, not a curated record.